Molecule: messenger RNA, 822 nt
Organism: Naegleria fowleri
Lineage: Eukaryota; Heterolobosea; Eutetramitea; Acrasida; Naegleriidae
Exons: 2
Coding region: 1-822 (273 amino acids)
Source: RefSeq, a predicted model, not a curated record
AUGUCCUGGCUAAGAAGAAAGAAAGAUACCUCAUCGGAUCCAUCCUCUUUGGAUUCCAUGUAUGAAUUACAUACUCUCAACACAACCAUUUGUUUCAUUCCAUUUACUUUUUAUCAACAAGCAGUUGGAGGAGAUGAGGCUCAAAAAUUGUUCCGAACAGGAUAUUAUUACUCGUGUCUUGAUAAUUUGUUUAAAAAGUAUGAUUUGUAUAGUGAUAAGGCAAAAAAGGUGUUAUGGCAAGAAAAAGAUUGUUUUCCGAAUUAUGAACCCAUUCAUGAAAUUAUGAUACGAACAGCCUUGCCAAGUGCACAAAAGAAAAAAGUGGAAGAAACUCCCGAAGAGAAGGAGAGUUUGGCAAAAUUCAUUCAUACGACUGCUGAGUGCAUUCAAAAGAGAAUUACGAAAACUCAAUUGGAGGAAAAAUUGAAGAAGGCUAUGACUGGAAAGUUCUCUGAAUCAGCGCCAAUUGAAUGGUAUACUGCCUUUGACAAAAACUCAUCUCAAGACUAUGCCUUAAAUACACAAAUGAAGCAACAAAUACUUGAGGACACCAUGAAUCCAUGUCUCAAAUUUAAACCUUCCAGUUUAGCAGAUCUACAUCCAAGAAGCGUUCAUGGAAAGAAAGAGAUUCCAAAGGAAGAAUUUAACAAUAUGAUCAAUACCAUGAAAUUUGAACAUUGCAACACGUCACUGCUUUGCUCUAAAAGCAUCACCAAUUGUCUCAAGAGAAUGAACAAGGGCGAUGACAAGACAGCUCAAAAUCAGCAUUUCAUUCAGUGUUUCAACGAUCCUGAAGUAAGGGCUUGCAUUUCAAAGAUUUAA